Molecule: messenger RNA, 225 nt
Organism: Caenorhabditis briggsae
Lineage: Eukaryota; Metazoa; Nematoda; Chromadorea; Rhabditida; Rhabditidae
Exons: 3
Coding region: 1-225 (74 amino acids)
Biological process (GO): regulation of Golgi organization; positive regulation of MAP kinase activity
Cellular component (GO): FAR/SIP/STRIPAK complex; Golgi apparatus
Molecular function (GO): protein kinase binding
Source: RefSeq, a predicted model, not a curated record
AUGAACGAAGAGGGCGGAUAUCUUGGAGCAAUGACUUAUCAGUGCUUGUACAAUCCAGUUAUGGAGAAAAUCAAACAGAAGCACCGAGACGAUCCAAGAGCUUCUCUUGCACUCAACAAACUGCAUACUGCAUUGACCACCUGUGAGCAAGCGUCUCCAUCGUUCCUCUACGACUUCACAAAAGUUCUUCUGGAUGACUCGGAGUUGAAUUUAAAUCUACAUUGA